Molecule: messenger RNA, 1279 nt
Organism: Megalobrama amblycephala (Wuchang bream)
Lineage: Eukaryota; Metazoa; Chordata; Actinopteri; Cypriniformes; Xenocyprididae
Gene: lg21h6orf120
Product: linkage group 21 C6orf120 homolog
Exons: 2
Coding region: 193-753 (186 amino acids)
Source: RefSeq, a predicted model, not a curated record
GGGCGCUGUUGCGCGUUAUAAUGGCAUCAUGUCUCAGAACGUCCAGUAGUCAACUCAACACCUGUAACAGAAAAAUCCAAACGUAACGACGCCGACUCUCCUUUCACAUGGAUUAUUUUUGACAAUGCACCGGUAACUCAAAAUAAUACAUGUGUGGGUUACAGAUGUAGCUGGGGUCUGGCAGCAGUGACCAUGGCGCUGUGCUGGGGUGGUUUGUUGGUGUUGGCGGCCCUCUCGCGGGCCCUGGGCUCUCUGCAGCACUCAGAGGAGCCUUCUGUGCCAGACGAAUGGGUCCUUCUCCAUGUCGUGCAAGGCCACAUAGGGGCGGGAAACUACAGCUACCUGCGUCUCAACCACGAAGGACGCAUUAUCCUCCAAAUGCAAAGCCUUAAAGGAGAUGCGGAUCUCUACGUCUCUGACAAGACGCUGCGGCCAAACUUUGAUUCCUACAAGCUUCAGUCUACCACCUGUGGCCAGGAUGUGGUGGUCGUCCCGGGGGAUUUUGUAAGGCCUGUUGGAAUCGGGAUCUACGGACAUCCCUCCUACAUGGAGAGCGAGUUUGAGAUGAAGGUGUUUUACGACCAGACAGCACUGACUGAAGAUGAAAUGGAGAAAAACUCUUAUCCUUCAAAUGACACUCCUGGUCAGUCUCAACACUCUCAGGGCCCUGAGGAUGUGAUGGAAGAAGAGGAAUCCAUCCUGUGGACUAUUCUGAUUGGGAUUCUUAAGAUCAUACUUGAAAUUUUGUUUUGAUUUUGAUGUGCCAGGUGCCAUAAUACCACAUUUGCCACAAUGAACUGUUCGUCCCGUUUAGAUCAUAUAAACAGAAUUUCGUUUUGACAAAGGACUAGAAAAGUUUGCCUGAAGUUUUGUUUAAAUAUAGCGAGGCGCCACCGCCACUCUAUAAGGACAUUGUUUUCUUAAUAUGUCAUCUAAUUUGUCUAACAACUUUAUAAUUUGCAUAUCAACACAACUGAUUGCACUUGACAUGUUAAACACAAGGUUCUCUCUUUUGACCUGAUUGGUUCUCUCCUGACAUUUUAUUGAUUUAGUUAAAAAAAAAAAAUUCUGUUGUGUGGCGUGUUUAUUUGUCUUUUAUUGACAUCGGGAUGUAAAUUCUAGGUUUUAAACUGCACUAUGCAAUCACACAAAUCACCUUGUGAUGAAGGUUGUACAGCUGUGCCUAUUGUGAAGAAGAGUCUGUUGGCUAAUUAACAGCAAAGAAUCUUCUGCACCUGUAGUUGUAAGAUACAAAUAAAAUAAUCACUUAUUUUUGAAA